This is a messenger RNA of Gekko japonicus, 1171 nucleotides long. RefSeq names its product RAB22A, member RAS oncogene family (gene RAB22A). The record is from RefSeq and is a predicted model, not a curated record. The transcript is spliced from 7 exons. Bases 112 to 696 code for a protein of 194 amino acids. Lineage: Eukaryota; Metazoa; Chordata; Lepidosauria; Squamata; Gekkonidae. Gene Ontology annotation, molecular function: GTP binding; GTPase activity.
AGAGGAAGGAGGGAGGCGGCUCUUCAAUGCGUGCCUUUCUCCAGGGAGGGGUUAUGGUGCUGCUGGGCUGCGCCUGUGGUUCUUAAAAAGCCGCCCGUCCCCUCUCUAGCCAUGGCUCUGAGGGAGCUCAAAGUUUGCCUGCUCGGGGACACUGGUGUCGGCAAAUCAAGCAUUGUAUGGCGCUUUGUAGAAGACAGCUUUGAUCCCAACAUCAAUCCAACAAUUGGGGCAUCUUUUAUGACCAAGACUGUGCAGUAUCAGAACGAAUUACAUAAAUUCCUAAUAUGGGAUACGGCAGGACAAGAACGAUUCCGUGCUCUGGCACCAAUGUACUACCGAGGGUCUGCAGCGGCGAUUAUAGUUUAUGACAUCACAAAAGAGGAGACAUUUUCAACGCUGAAGAACUGGGUGAAAGAACUUCGGCAGCAUGGUCCUCCCAAUAUUGUUGUAGCUAUCGCUGGAAAUAAGUGCGAUCUUAAUGAUGCAAGAGAAGUCAUGGAAAAAGAUGCUAAAGACUAUGCAGAUUCCAUCCAUGCAGUAUUUGUAGAGACCAGUGCGAAAAAUGCAAUAAACAUAAAUGAGCUCUUUAUAGAAAUUAGUCGUAGAAUUCCAUCUACAGAUACCAACCCCUCAACUAGCGGUAAGGGCUUCAAACUUAGAAGACAGCCGUCAGCGACAAAACGAAGCUGCUGUUGACUGAUAACGCAGUACAUCAGACUAGCUUUUAUAACAUACUUUGGCCUUGGAAUCUAAAGGUUUAUUUGGGGUAUAUUGUAUCAGUAGAUCGCUGUCUGCCUGGUGUUUGUACACCCUAAAAUGAGCCAACUCUAACGUUAAAUACGCACGCUGAGGAGACUGCAGCUGUCCUACCGUUUCCUUGCAUACAGACUUUCUCUUGUACGCAAAGGGAAUUCCAUCUUCCGUUUCUGCUUUGGCCUUGUGGAAAAAAAGGAAACUCAACCUUACAGAUUGUAGAAUUGAUAUUUCAUAAGGGUUUUUGUAAACAACAGUUUGCCAUUUUUUUUUUUGUAAAGGGGUGGGAGGGUAACUAGCACUUUUGUGGAUUUAGAAGGGAGUAUGCGAGACCCGUGGAUUGACAUUCUAGCUAUGAUUCUGAACGGGGUUCUGCUCACUUCAUCUUCAUUGCUCUGAGCCUUACUGUUUUCAUUGU